GAUGGGGAUUUCUGAUCGUGACUUUGGGGAGUUCUGGAUGGAUUUCCAGGACUUCUGCUGCUACUUCACAGACGUUGUGGUGUGCCGGCUGGUGCAAAGGACUCUGCUGCGGCCGAGCUCACACUGGAGAGAGACGCAGAUCUAUGGGGAGUGGAGUCCAGCUCCAGCUGACCCCACCGCAGCACCUCUUUCAUCAGGGAAGCACAGCAGCACCGCUCUGACCCUGAGUAAGAGCAAUGUCAGGCUCGAAGGGACAAAACGGAGAGGGACCAAGGUCAAGGAGGGCAAUCAGGAAGGAAGGGAAAGGGGAGAAGCUGCUGAGGAGAUGAACAGGAGCGGUCAAUGUGGGCGAUGUAUCAACCACAGGGACACCUUUCUGCACAAUCCCCAGUUCAUGUUUGAGGUGCAAAGCAAAGAGGAAGAGGUGCUGAUCUGUCUGCAGCAGGAGGAUCGAAGGGUCCCGAAGAAAAACGGAGGAGAAAACCUUCCAAUUGGUUUUGAGGUACUGAAGGUGGGUAGACACCCUGAAUAAAACAUGAACUUUUCUCACUUCUUUAAACUUUGUUCUCUGUACAACCAUCUCAUCCCGUUAAGGUGGAGGCGAACCGCUGAAGGCGGGUGCGGCGCUUUGUGGAGCAGAUGUCCAGCUCCAUCUAUAUGUGACUCUGAGAGGCUCUGUGGGACCUGAGGAGUUUUCCAAACUACAUUUCAUGUUAGGGUGCUGAAAUGCCAUGCAUAAAAAUGGAGAUAAAGGCAACGCCCUAAGGAAACUGCAUCACGGAGGGCUCCUUGGCAGCCGAAAGAAUGCGCCUAUUGGCAGGGUUCUUUGGCACGCAUGGCCUCAGUCAACCGUUCCCCUGUCCACCUCUCCCCCCAAGUUCCAAAAUGUAUGUGAUGG
This is a messenger RNA of Fundulus heteroclitus (mummichog), 898 nucleotides long. Its product is annotated as calpain-5-like. Gene Ontology annotation, molecular function: calcium-dependent cysteine-type endopeptidase activity. The transcript has 4 exons. The coding region runs from base 2 to 532 and encodes 176 amino acids. The record is from RefSeq and is a predicted model, not a curated record. Gene Ontology annotation, cellular component: cytoplasm. Gene Ontology annotation, biological process: proteolysis. NCBI's taxonomy places the organism in Eukaryota, Metazoa, Chordata, Actinopteri, Cyprinodontiformes, Fundulidae.